Drosophila bipectinata is the source of this 3471-nucleotide messenger RNA. It is a transcript of the gene Spt5, whose product is annotated as Transcription elongation factor subunit Spt5. NCBI's taxonomy places the organism in Eukaryota, Metazoa, Arthropoda, Insecta, Diptera, Drosophilidae. Gene Ontology annotation, biological process: regulation of DNA-templated transcription elongation; transcription elongation-coupled chromatin remodeling; transcription elongation by RNA polymerase II. Gene Ontology annotation, molecular function: protein binding; mRNA binding. Gene Ontology annotation, cellular component: DSIF complex. The record is from RefSeq and is a predicted model, not a curated record.
UAUGGCUAUCAGAAAAAGGCAUUGCCAACUCGUACAGAACUCCCAUCUCUAAUCAAAUACAGCGACAUCUACAAGUUCUUCAAAACGCGAAAAGAAGUCCCCGAACACGUUGAGAGGAAUGUCGGACUCCGAAGUUAGCAACAUGUCGGACAGCGGGUCCGAGGAUGGAUCGAUUUCCAACAAAUCGCAACGCAGCGCCCGCUCCAAGUCAAGGUCGAGGUCCAGGUCCCGGUCCGGAUCGAGGUCUGUGUCCAGAUCCAGAUCCAGGUCCCGCUCCCAGUCGGGUCACUCCCGCUCAGGAUCAGAGUCUCCACAAGGUCGUGGCAAUCGCCGGAAGAGCGAUGAGUCCGGUGAGGAGGAAGAAGAGCCGCCGGGCGAGGACAUCGACUCGGAGGAGUACGAAGAGGAGGAGAAUGACGACCAUCCUAGGAAAAAGAAGAAGAAGGAGCGUUUCGGUGGAUUCAUUAUUGAUGAGGCCGAAGUGGACGAUGAAGUCGACGAGGAUGAGGAGUGGGAAGAGGGUGCCAAUGAAAUAGGCAUUGUAGGAAACGAAAUAGAUGAACUGGGACCCACGGCCCGGGACAUUGAAAUCCGCCGACGAGGCACAAACCUCUGGGACACCCAAAAAGAAGAUGAGAUCGAGGAGUACCUUCGCAAGAAAUACGCCGACGAAUCCAUCGCAAAAAGACACUUUGGCGAUGGCGGAGAGGAAAUGUCGGAUGAGAUCACCCAGCAAACUCUGCUCCCAGGAAUCAAGGAUCCCAAUUUGUGGAUGGUCAAGUGUCGCAUUGGGGAGGAAAAGGCCACCGCCUUGUUGCUGAUGAGAAAGUUCCUGACCUACUUGAACACCGAUGAUCCUCUGCAAAUCAAAUCCAUUGUCGCCCCCGAAGGCGUCAAGGGAUACAUCUACUUGGAGGCCUACAAGCAGACCCACGUCAAAACGGCCAUCGACAAUGUUGGCAAUCUGCGAAUGGGCAAAUGGAAGCAGGAGAUGGUGCCCAUCAAGGAAAUGACUGAUGUGCUGAAGGUGGUCAAGGAGCAGGUGGGCCUUAAGGUCAAGCAAUGGGUGCGUCUAAAGCGCGGCCUCUACAAGGACGACAUCGCUCAGGUUGACUACGUGGAUCUGGCCCAGAACCAAGUCCAUCUGAAGCUACUGCCACGCAUCGAUUACACAAGAAUGCGCGGUGCCCUUAGGACCACAGCAACGGAGUCGGAUGAUAGCAAGCGCAAGAAGAAACGCCGUCCUCCGGCAAAGCCAUUCGAUCCAGAAGCCGUCAGAGCUAUUGGCGGCGAAGUCCAUUCGGAUGGUGAUUUCCUGCUGUUCGAGGGCAACAGAUACUCGCGCAAAGGAUUUCUCUACAAGAAUUUCAACAUGUCAGCCAUUCUGUCGGAUGGAGUUAAGCCCACACUGGCCGAGCUGGAACGCUUUGAAGAAUCUCCAGAAGAGGUUAACUUGGAAAUCAUGGGCACUGCCAAGGACGAUCCGACUUCAGUUCAUUCCUUCUCGAUGGGCGACAAUGUUGAAGUCUGCAAUGGUGACUUGGAGAAUUUGCAAGCCAAGAUUGUGGCCAUUGAUGGCCCCAUGAUUACUGUGAUGCCCAAGCAUCAGGAUCUUAAGGAUCCCUUGAUUUUUAAAGCCCUCGAGCUGCGCAAGUACUUCAAGACUGGAGACCACGCCAGGGUCCUGGCCGGCCGGUAUGAAGGCGAAACUGGUCUAAUUAUUCGCGUUGAACCCUCACGGGUGGUUCUCGUUUCGGAUCUGACCAAUCAUGAAUUGGAGGUCCUGCCGCGGGACUUGCAGCUGUGCUCCGAUGUGGCCACUGGUGUGGACUGUCUUGGUCAGUUCCAAUGGGGAGAUCUGGUGCAAUUGGACUCCCAAAAUGUAGGCGUUAUUGUUCGGCUGGAGCGCGAAAACUUCCAUGUUCUGGGCAUGAAUGGAAAGUGCAUCGAGUGCAAGCCCACGGCUUUGCACAAGCGCAGGGAGAACCGGAAUACGGUGGCUCUGGAUGCGGAUCAAAAUCAGAUCCGUCGGCGCGAUAUCGUGAAAGUUAUGGAGGGACCCCAUGCCGGCCGCUCCGGUGAGAUCAAGCAUCUGUACCGCAGUCUCGCCUUUCUCCAUUGCCGCAUGUACACCGAGAACGGUGGCAUAUUCGUGUGCAAGACUCGGCACUUGCAGUUGGCCGGUGGCAGCAAGACGAAUGUCAACAAUGCUGGAACUCUGGGUGGUCUAGGAUUUAUGUCACCGCGCAUCCAGUCGCCGAUGCAUCCAUCCGGAGGUCGUGGAGCUCGUGGUGGAGCACGCGGCGGCAGGGGAGGAUUCCGGGUGACACGAGAUCGAGAGAUUUUGGGCAAAACCAUCAAAAUCAGUGGUGGACCUUACAAGGGAGCCGUGGGAAUCGUCAAAGAUGCCACGGAGAGCACGGCUCGCGUGGAGCUGCACACCUCCUGUCAAACGAUUUCGGUGGAUAGGAAUCACAUUGCCAUUGUUGGAGUUCCCGGCAAGGAGGGAAGUGUAUCCACUUAUGGACGUACUCCGGCGCGUACUCCUGGCUAUGGAGCCCAGACACCCAGCUACACCGCUGCCGGCUCCAAGACACCGUUGGUGGGAAGCCAGACUCCCAACUGGGAUACCGAUACUCGUACUCCUUAUGGUACAAUGACUCCAUCGCACGAUGGCAGCAUGACGCCACGUCAUGGAGCUUGGGAUCCGACGGCCAAUACCACGCCAGCCAGAAACAACGAAUUCGACUAUUCGCUGGAGGAGCCAAGCCCAAGUCCUGGCUACAAUCCAAGCACUCCUGGCUAUCAAAUGACAUCGCAGUUUGCACCACAAACACCUGGUACUCUGUACGGAUCGGAUAGGAGCUACAGCCCCUUCAACCCCAGUCCUAGUCCAGCCCCAUCUCCCUAUCCAGUUGGGUAUAUGAACACCCCGUCGCCAUCGACCUACUCCCCGAAUACUCCGGGCGGCAUUCCCCAGUCUCCGUACAAUCCGCAGACACCUGGAGCCAGUCUCGACUCCUCUAUGGGCGACUGGUGCACUACGGAUAUCGAAGUUAAGAUCCACACGCAUGACGAUACCGACUUGGUGGGACAAACUGGCGUUAUUCGCACGGUUUCCAAUGGUGUUUGCUCCGUUUUCUUGCGCCAGGAGGAUCGCAGUGUGUCUAUUGUGAGCGAGCAUCUUGCUCCGGUGCCUCCGAACAGUGGUGACGAAUUCAAGGUCAUCUACGGGGAGGAGCGCGAGUCCGUGGGCCGAGUUCUGGCCAAGCAAGAGGGAGACGUCCUCGUCUGCAAAAUCAACGACGAGGUCAAGAUGCUGCCGGUGAACCAUCUCUGCAAGAUGAAGUCUAUUGACUAAAGAGAAUAAUUUGUUAGGCGCCUUGCUGCAGCUUCAAUUAAAUAAUCAGAACAUGAUACAAAUUUCAUUUAAAUUAAAAAAAAACAUUGACGUUUAUUCAAAUAAUAUCA